AUGUCAAUGGACCAGCCGAGUAUGGCAGUCGACAUUCAACCAGAUCCCCCAUUCUACGCAUUGACGGAAGACGAUCAAGCUGCGCUAGUCGUUGUUGCCUCGCUCAUCUUCCUCGUUUACGCCAUCGUCGGAAUAUCUUUGAAGCUUAUCAUUCGUCUCAACAUCACCUCUUUGAAGAGCCACGAUGUAAUACUAUUAGUCGCGACCGGAUUACUUCUCUCACAGACAGUCUGCAUCAUCAUUGCUUGCAACCACGGACUAGGCCAUCAUCAAGAUAUAGUAGAGCCUCAUGAUCUCGAGGCAUUUCACAAGUUCUUCUACGCUUCCUCCAUACUCGCGAUUGCGAUUGUCGCUAGCACGAAGAUUUCGCUAUGCCUCCUCAUUCACUCCAUCAAUAAUCACGGACGACUGAAUCUUGCAAACAAAGUACUCUUCGGUGCCAUCGUUGCUUGGGGCAUCUCUGGAAUAACGAUGACGGCCUUUCAAUGCUCCCUACCGCAGCCGUGGCUUGCCACUGCUAGUAAGAAGUGCCCAGGCCGAGAGGGUAUUUUCCUCUACAACGGCGUGAUGGACAUCUUUACGGAUGUUUGUCUAUGUCUGCUUCCCGUCGCUAUGAUGUGGAAAGUGCAGACUGCGUUGAAGAGAAAGGCAAUGGUUGUUGCCCUUUUCACCACGCGCAUCAUCAUUCCUAUAAUCACGAUUCCGAGACUGAUUCACACACAUAUCAUGGUAACAGACUACACUGACACGACAUGGAACGCUGUACAUCACAUCAUAUGGUUACAAGUCUCACUAGGCAUGUCAAUCCUCACAGCAUGCAUCCCAAGUCUGAAGGGAGUCAUCGACAGCCUCCUCGGGUCCACCUCCGUGGCCGCCAUUCAGGCACCUUACCAUUUGUCCUCGUCAGGCAAAGACGGCGGUAGGCUUCAACCAACGACUUGGCCGAUCGGCAGCGGGUCCAACACGAGACCGGGGUCUCAUCUGGCGAGCGGCGCAGGAGAUUCGAGGAUCGCGAGGGCUGGUUUGGCUAGAGUACCCGAGUGGUCGAUCGGAUGCAAGGUUCACGGUUAUGCAGAGAACGUAGCUUCCGGUCGCAGCGAGAGUGUGAGGAAAUUGACUGAAGAUGGAGAAUUUGGGGCGUCUUCUGAUGAGAGGCGGAGAUCGAGCUCACAAGAGGGGUCCAUGAAGUCUGCUGAGGCUGACUUGCGAUUGUAA
Molecule: messenger RNA, 1215 nt
Organism: Colletotrichum costaricense
Lineage: Eukaryota; Fungi; Ascomycota; Sordariomycetes; Glomerellales; Glomerellaceae
Exons: 3
Coding region: 1-1215 (404 amino acids)
Source: RefSeq, a predicted model, not a curated record